Medicago truncatula (barrel medic) is the source of this 1508-nucleotide messenger RNA. Its product is annotated as zinc finger protein ZAT9. Gene Ontology annotation, biological process: regulation of DNA-templated transcription. NCBI's taxonomy places the organism in Eukaryota, Viridiplantae, Streptophyta, Magnoliopsida, Fabales, Fabaceae. The record is from RefSeq and is a predicted model, not a curated record. The transcript has a single exon. The coding region runs from base 137 to 1273 and encodes 378 amino acids.
GCACCUACUCAUACUCUCAUUUUGUGGUUUCACAUAUCACAAACACACACUCUCAUAACUAAAAAAAAAUUGUUGUGUCUUGUAUUGUAUGAGUUUGUGUUAAUAUUAUAUUUUUCUCAAUUUUUCUCUUUUGUGAAUGAUGGAGAAACACAAGUGCAAAUUUUGUAUGAGAAGCUUUUCUAAUGGUAGAGCUUUAGGUGGACACAUGAGAUCACACAUGAUGAACCUACCAAAACAAACUGAGUCACCAACACCACCGCCGCCCCGAGCACCAACUGUUCAGCUCAGUUUUGAAGCUGAAUCAGCUUCUUCUCUUUCAUCCUAUGGUCUAAGAGAGAAUCCAAAGCGAAGCUUUCGAUUCACAGAUCCCAAUCAAUUUAUAGAUGCUGGUUCAAUAAUUCUUCAGGAAGAUAGAGGAAGUGAAACUGAGUCGUCAAAGAAUCCAACUGGACCACGAUCCAAACGGGUCAAGAAAGAUAAUGAUCCGGUGAAAAACUCAGUACAGAACGAGUCUUUUUCUGUACUGAGUUCUUCAUCGGAUAUAACAACUGAAGAAGAAGUAGCUUUUUUUCUCAUAUCAUUGUCUCGCGAAGAUAACAACAUAUGGAAAACUCAUACACAACGUCAUGAUCAACAGCAUCAAGAUGAUCAGUAUGAACAACAACAAGUCGAAGAAGAUGAAGACCAAGAAGAAGACGAAGAUGUCGAGGAAGAAGAAGAAGAAGAAGAAAGUGAAGCUGAAUCUGAAGAAGAAGAAGAAGAACUGAAACCGUUGAAGAAGGUACGAGGAAGAUACAAAUGCGACACGUGUAACAAAGUGUUUCGUUCAUAUCAAGCACUAGGUGGACACAGAGCGAGUCACAAGAAAAAUAAACAAGUUGCAGAAAGUGGUGGUGAUUAUUCAAUUUCACAACAUCAUGAAAAAAUUAACAUUGAAAAAAAUAUCAAUGUUAGUGAAAAGAAAAUUCAUGAAUGUCCAAUUUGUUUUAGAGAAUUUGCUUCAGGUCAAGCACUAGGUGGACAUAGGAGAACACAUAAUAUUGGAUUCGGAUCAGCAUCAGCAUCAACAUCAGCAGCAGCAAUAACAACAAUGGUUAGAAGGAACGUCAAGGUUGCUCGAGUUUCCGCGAAUGUUGGAGAUAGUUUGUUAGAUCUAAAUUUUCCUGCUCCGAUGGACGAAGAUGAAGAUGAACAUGAAGACAAUGGUGAUGACGAUGUUAGUCAAGUUGAAGGUUCUGCUGUUUCCGAUGCUGAAUUUGUCAAACCUCAUUAAGAGAAUGAUGAAUUCAUUUUUUAUUUAGUUUGAUGGAUCCAAAGGUACAAAAAUUUUGGUUCUGUUUUUGUUUUUUGCAGAACAAUUUUAGAUUUGCGAAUUGCUUAGCAAAUUGGGUUAUAAUGGUUAUUUCAUAGUUUACUUUAUACUUUUUUGUAUUUUAAUAAUAAAUUGAAUAUUAUAAUAAUGCUUUUUAGACUCCAACUGUAAUUCAGUUUUUUGGGGAUUAUUGUUA